Molecule: messenger RNA, 3170 nt
Organism: Parus major (Great Tit)
Lineage: Eukaryota; Metazoa; Chordata; Aves; Passeriformes; Paridae
Product: neuropathy target esterase-like
Exons: 20
Coding region: 58-3060 (1000 amino acids)
Biological process (GO): phosphatidylcholine metabolic process
Cellular component (GO): endoplasmic reticulum
Molecular function (GO): phosphatidylcholine lysophospholipase A1 activity
Source: RefSeq, a predicted model, not a curated record
ACAUCCCCUCUCCCUCCACAGGUGCUGGGGACCAUCCUGGGCCUGACCGUGCUCAUCAUGGCCGUGGCCGUGCUGGGCUGGUGGCUGCGCCACAAGAAGGUGCCAGCGCAGGAGCCACCGCGCUACCGCUUCCGCAAGCGGGACAAGGUCCUGUUCUACAGCCGCAAGAUCAUGCGUAAGGUGACCCUCGGGAGCGGCGGGGGUGGCCGUCCCUGUGUCCCCUGGGAUGUCCCUGUGUCCCCUGAGCCGAGGGUGCUGGGACACUUUGAGAAGCCGCUGUUCCUGGAGCUGUGCAAGCACAUGGUGUUCCAGCAGUGCCAGCAGGGCGAGGACGUGUUCCGGCCCGGCCAGCCCGACACCAGCAUCUACGUCCUGCAGGAGGGCAAGCUGGAGCUGCUGCUCACCGAGGCGGACGGGAAGGAGACGGUGAUGAAGGAGGUGUUCCCUGGGGACAGCGUCCACAGCCUGCUCAGCAUCCUCGACGUCAUCACGGUAGCGACCGCGUCCCCAAACCCUCGGGGACACCACGGGCGAUGUCCCCAAACCACACUGACAUCAAUGGGUGACUGUCCCCAACCCGCCCAGGCUGUCCCCAAACACCUCCAGCUCAACCGUGGCCACCAAACCCAACUGUGGCCACCUCAAACCCAGCUGUGGCCACUCCAAACCCAACCAUGGCCAUCCCAAACUCAACUGUGGCCACCAAACCCAACUGUGACCACCCCAAAUUCCACUGUGACCACCAAACCCCUUCCCCGCCUUGGGGUGGGACAGUUUGGGGUCACCACGGUGUCCCCGUGUCCCCCCAGGAUCAUGCGGGAGCAGCCCAGCGUGGUCCUGAGCGUGGCCCACACCGUGGCCGCCCGCAUGUCGCCCUUCGUGCGCCAGAUGGACUUCGCCAUCGACUGGAUGGCCGUGGAGGCCGGCCGGGCGCUCUACAGGCAGGGGGACAAGUCGGACUGCACCUACAUCGUCCUCAACGGGCGGCUGCGCUCGGUCAUCCAGAAGGGCAGCGGCAAGAAGGAGCUGGUGGGCGAGUACGGCCGCGGCGACCUGGUGGGCGUGGUGGAGGCGCUGACGCGGCAGCCCAGGGCCACCACGGUGCACGCGGUGAGGGACACGGAGCUGGCCAAGCUGCCCGAGGGGACCCUCAACAACAUCAAGAGGAGAUACCCGCAGGUGGUCACCCGCCUCAUCCACCUCCUGAGCCAGAAGAUCCUGGGCAACCUCCAGCAGCUCCGCGGGCCCUUCCCAGGGUCCGGCCUGGGCAUGGCCUCCAGCUCGGAGCCCAUCAACCCCACCAGCAACCUGGCGACGGUGGCGGUGCUGCCCGUGUGCGACGAGGUGCCCAUGGCGGCCUUCACGCUGGAGCUGCAGCACGCGCUCAACGCCAUCGGCCCCACGCUGCUCCUCACCAGCGACAUCAUCCGCGCCCGUCUGGGUUCCUCGGCUCUGGAGAGCAUCCAGGAGUACCGGCUGUCGGGGUGGCUGGCGCAGCAGGAGGAUCUCCACCGCAUCGUGCUGUACCAGACGGACUGCACGCUGACCCCAUGGACACUGCGCUGCAUCCGCCAGGCCGACUGCAUCCUCAUCGUGGGGCUGGGAGAGCAGGAGCCCGCCCUCGGAGAGCUGGAGCAGAUGCUGGAGAACACGGCGGUGCGGGCGCUGAAGCAGCUGGUGCUGCUGCACCGCGAGGACGGCGCCGGCCCGGCACGCACGGUCGAGUGGCUCAACAUGCGCAGCUGGUGCUCGGGCCACCUGCACAUCCGCUGUCCCCGCCGCGUCUUCUCGCGCCGCAGCCCCGCCAAGCUGCGGGAGAUGUACGAGAAGGUGUUUGAGAAGAGCGCCGACCGGCACAGCGACUUCUCGCGCCUGGCGCGCGUCCUCACCGGCAACACCAUCGCCCUGGUGCUGGGCGGCGGCGGCGCCAGGGGCUGCUCUCACAUCGGGGUGAUCAAGGCCAUGGAGGAGUCGGGGAUCCCCAUCGAUCUGGUGGGGGGCACCUCCAUCGGCGCCUUCAUCGGCGCGCUCUACGCCGAGGAGCGCAGCGCCGUGCGCACCAAGCAGCGCGCCCGCGAGUGGGCCCGGUGCAUGAAUUCCGUUUUCGAGACCGUGCUGGACCUCACCUACCCCAUCACCUCCAUGUUCUCGGGCUCGGCCUUCAACGCCAGCAUCAACCGAGUGUUCCAGGACAAGCAGAUCGAGGACCUGUGGCUGCCCUACUUCAACGUCACCACCGACAUCACGGCCUCGGCCAUGCGGGUGCACACGGACGGCAGCCUCUGGCGCUACGUCCGAGCCAGUGCCUCCUAUACCCCCUACCUGCCUCCGCUCUGCGACCCCAAGGACAGCCACUGGCUGGUGGACGGCUGCUAUGUUAACAAUGUCCCAGGCUCGCUCUGGCGCUACGUGCGCGCCAGCAUGACCCUCUCGGGGUACCUCCCCCCGCUCUGCGACCCCAAGGACGGCAACCUCCUGAUGGACGGGGGGUACAUCAACAACCUGCCAGCCGACAUCGCGCGUAACAUGGGUGCCAAGACGGUCAUCGCCAUCGACGUGGGCAGCCAGGACGAGACCGACCUGUGCAACUACGGAGACUCCUUGUCCGGCUGGUGGCUCCUCUGGAAGCGCCUCAACCCCUGGGCCGAGAAGGUCAAGGUUCCGGACAUGGCGGAGAUCCAGUCGCGCCUGGCCUACGUGUCCUGCGUGCGGCAGCUCGAGGUGGUCAAGUCCAGCUCCUACUGCGAGUACAUCCGGCCACCCAUCGACCGCUUCAAGACCAUGGACUUUGGCAAGUUCGACGAGAUCUACGUGAGUCGGGGCCGGUGGGACGGGCCGGGGGCUCCGAGGUGCGGGUCGGGGUUCUUGGUCAUCGUUGGGGGUCAUUGUUGGGGUUCUUGGGUCAUGGUUGGGUUUUUUGGGGUCAUGGUUGGGUUUUUUGGGUCAUUUUUGGUGUUUCUGGGUCAUUGUUGGGGUUCUUGGGUCAUGGUUGGAUUUUUUGGGGUCAUGGUUGAGGUUCUCAGGUCAUCAUUGAGGUUCAUUGUUGGGUUUUUUGGGUAAUUUUUGGGGUUUUUUGGUCAUUGUUGGGGUUCUUGGGUCAUGGUUGGGGCUCUUGGGUCAUUGUUGGAGGUUUUUGGUUCAUUUUUUGUGUUUUUGGGUCAUUGUUGGUG